UUCAAUAUGUGAUAAUAACAUACAUACAUUUGUUUUACAUAAUUAAUAUUUAUAUCUCGAAGACGGUGAUCGAUUGUGACGUCACUUUUUUGACGUUAGAUCUUUAUUUUGUUCAUCGUCUUGACGCUGGGAUAUUAAUUAACAUGUGGUUUUGACUCGAUUGCAACGACCAAUACGAGUAUACUCGUCUAUAUGAAUUUUGCUCGAUUGGUUAAAAAAAAAGAAAAACAGGGAAAAGAACGAGCAUUCCCAUUAAUUUUGUUUGUAUUAAAGCUUGGAAUUACGUUAAUUUCGUGACCAUGUGGCUUGCAUUUUUUGCGCCAAACGUCAAUCUAUGUAAGAUAUUUAUAUUUCACGUGUUAUCGCGCUUUCGCGCCAUUUUUCAUUUGGCAGCGAUAAUAGCGCACGAGUUUCAAUGUAUUUCCGUUUUUCGAGGUUAGCGAGGAACAAUGUGUUUUGCGAUGACGAUUUCGUUCGUAAUUUUUUACGAAUUUAACGUCGUCUCUGUCAAUUUGUCCUGUGUAUAUGUUUAUUUAUUUAUUUAUUUAUUUAUUCUACUUUUUUUUUUUUUUUUUUUUUUUUUUUUUUUUCUUUUUUUAAUCCCUUCCCCUUCAACAGAAAUGUGAGCUCAUUUGACUGUUACAUUACUCUGUAAACCGUCGUCGAAACGUUAAGACGUACCUUUUGUAUGUUUUACGUGUUCAGUCGCGAGGUUGCAGUGAAAAGAAGAGUAUAAGUGUAUAAAUGAGAAAAAAUUAAUGGAGCUGUCCGUUUUGAGAAUUACCAGUCGAAGAUCACUCAAGAAAUGGCAUAUCAAAGAUAUUUUGACUCAAAGAUCACGAUACAUCAUCAGGCUCAGGAACAACAGCAAUGCGGUAUCAACGAAACAAAAAACGUCUUUAGCCCUGAAAGCAGCAACCCCUUGAUCAAUGAUCCAUUGGACGUAGCGAAGAUGGAAAAUGCUGAAAUAAUGAUGACCGAGGAAACAAUACUUCGAUGCACUUUCUGUGGCGACGUAUUCGUGGACGAGCACACUUUAGUUUUACAUCUACAAAGUCAUGAACAGGUACCGGACGAAUCGUUCGUUUGCGAGCACUGUGGUUGCAAUUAUCCAACUUCACUGGCACUGAUAGAACAUCAGGAGGAACACGCGAUACCGGAAAAGAACUAUAGUUGCGAAUCUUGCGAUUACGUCACUUUACAUCGACCUAGUCUCGUUAUUCAUCAAAAACGUCACGGUCCUCAGUUAAGGUAUCAAUGCGAGAUCUGUGGCCUUGGUUUCACAACACGUAAUAGUUAUCAAGAUCAUCAACUUUUGCAUUCUCGCGAAAAACCAUUUCAAUGUGAAAUUUGUAACGCCACAUUUCGAUAUCGUCAGGGUCUUAGAUUACACGCUAAACUGCAUCAGCCCGAUUAUGUUCCACCUCAGAAGAAACAUCAUUGCGAAUUGUGUAAUAAGCGUUUCUCUAGGAAACAAGUAUUAUUGGUGCAUAUGAAGACUCAUGGUAACGUAGGACCGUCCAAUGAAUACGUCUGUCCUAUCUGUGGUAAAGCUGUCUCCAGUAAAACUUAUUUGACGGUACACUUGCGUAAACAUACCGGUGAGAAACCACACGUUUGUGAUCUUUGUGGAAAAGGUUUUAUAUCACAAAACUAUUUGAGUGUUCAUCGACGCACGCAUACAGGCGAACGACCUCACAAGUGUACGCACUGCGAAAAAAGAUUCACACAACGUACCACUUUGGUCGUACAUUUGCGUGGACAUACCGGAGACAGACCUUAUCCUUGCACUUAUUGUCACAAAUCCUUUGCCUCAAAGACCAUGUUGAAUUCCCAUUUGAAGACUCAUGCGAAACAAAAUGCACGGCAACAACAGGAACAGCAACGAAGGGAAUUGCAACAACAACAGUAUCAACAACUUCAACAACACGAGCAGCAACAAGCUCUGGAUACUGUAACGAUUUUAUUGCCGAGUUAAAGUAAUACUAAACGACUGGCUCGAAAUGUUGUCUCAUAAUAAUGAUUAGAUAAAAUUUCAUUAUCUAAGCUUUCUCUUAUUUUAACGUUAUUUUUCUUUGAAUCGUUACAUGUUGAAAACGUAAAUUUAUUCGUCGGAUUUUCACUGUAGGGACCACUUGAAAGUAUAGUAUUGAUACUGAUACAAAAUAAGUUUAAAACAUAAUGUUAUAUAUUUAUAUUUAUUGUAUUUUAUUUUAAAUUAUUUAAAAAAAGAAAAAAAAAAAGAAAAAAAAAGCAGCAACAAUUUUUACGUGCUAUGAGAAUCUUUAAGAAAAAAGAUAAGUAGUAAUCUAUGUGAUGAUUAUCAUGAAGUCUAUCCAAGUUAUUGUCUUUUUUUUUUUUUAUUGAAGAUUAUUUAUUGUAUUUCUUAUUGCGAUUAAGAAAAUAAUUUUGACUUGAUGUUAAAACUUGGCCUAUUCCAAGUGUUGAGCCGUCCAUAUUGUCUUUAACUUUUAAUUAUACAGUAUUUACCUUUAAUACUCAACUUUGCUUCUAGUUAUCAUAUUAGAUAUAGAAUCAUGUGUACUCGUAUUUCGUUCCUACUUCCAUAGCUAUUAAUCAAUUAUUUUUCAAAGCCACUUUUUUUUAUUCUAUCGUCAAUAGGAAUGUUUGUUGAAUAAAUUUUUCUCC
Molecule: messenger RNA, 2649 nt
Organism: Vespa mandarinia (Asian giant hornet)
Lineage: Eukaryota; Metazoa; Arthropoda; Insecta; Hymenoptera; Vespidae
Biological process (GO): regulation of transcription by RNA polymerase II
Cellular component (GO): nucleoplasm; nucleus
Molecular function (GO): DNA-binding transcription repressor activity, RNA polymerase II-specific; zinc ion binding; RNA polymerase II cis-regulatory region sequence-specific DNA binding
Source: RefSeq, a predicted model, not a curated record